Messenger RNA from Terrapene triunguis (Three-toed box turtle), 2470 nucleotides. RefSeq names its product proprotein convertase subtilisin/kexin type 9-like. The record is from RefSeq and is a predicted model, not a curated record. Gene Ontology annotation, molecular function: serine-type endopeptidase activity. Lineage: Eukaryota; Metazoa; Chordata; Testudines; Emydidae. The transcript is spliced from 12 exons. Gene Ontology annotation, biological process: proteolysis. Bases 198 to 2237 code for a protein of 679 amino acids.
GUGUCUGAGGGGAGCACUUGCCAUUCGCUAAUCCGGCUCAGCCGCCGCAGGAGCAGCCGAUUGCGCUCCCCACAGAGCUCAGCCCGCGCGCCCCGAAAGGCUCCGCGCUAGCCGGGUUCUAGGCUCCGCCUCGCGCCUCCUAGCCGGGUUCUAGGCUCCGCGGCCCCCGAUCCCUGGGUUCUAAGGCUCCCAGGAGCAUGGGCCGCUGCCCCCGCGCUCUGCUGCUGCUGGGCACGCUGGCCCUGCUGGCCCCGGGCCCCGCUGCUCAGGAUGACCACGACGAGUACGACGAGCUGGUGCUGUCCUUCCCCUCCGAGGAGGAAAACCAGACGGAGGUCGGGAAGCACCUGGGCUCGGCCGCUUUCUACAGGACGAACAAGGACAUGUGGAGAUUACCCGGGCAGUACAUAGUGGUGCUGAAGGAGGAAACUCAUAAAUCCCAGACAGAGAGAACCAUCCACAGGCUGCAAGCUCGAGCAGCGAAGCAUGGCUACCUAACCAAAAUCCUUCACAUCUUCCAGGAUCUGUUCCAGGGAUUUCUUGUUAAGAUGAGCAGUGAUGUGCUGGAUAUGGCUUUGCGGCUGCCGCACGUUGAGUACAUUGAAGAGGACUCCUACGUGUUUGCUCAGAGCAUUCCCUGGAACCUUGGCAGGAUCGUCCCGGCACAGUACAAGUCUGGCGAAUAUAACCCUCCCAAUAAAGGAGAUCUGGUGGAGGUUUACCUGCUAGACACCAGCAUCCAGAGCAACCAUCGGGAGAUAGAGGGCAGAGUGUUUGUGACGGACUUCGAGAACGUGCCAGAGGAGGACGGCACACGCUUUCACAGACAGGCCAGCAAGUGCGACAGCCACGGAACCCACAUGGCCGGGGUGGUGAGCGGGAGGGACGCUGGCGUGGCUAAGGGAGCCAGCGUUCGCAGCCUUCGGGUGCUGAAUUGCCAAGGCAAGGGCACGGUCAGUGGGACCCUGAUUGGCCUGGAGUUUAUCAAGAAGACCCUGACUGCCCAGCCCUACGCCCCCUUGGUGGUGUUGCUCCCCUUUGCUGGAGGCUACAGCCGUGUUUUGAAUGCAGCUUGUCGGCUCAUGGUGCAGACGGGGGUGGUAAUGAUUGCUGCAGCUGGCAACUACAAGGAGGAUGCCUGCCUGUACUCACCUGCGUCUGAACCGGAGGUGAUCACUGUCGGGGCAACCGACUUCCAGGACCAGCCUGCCUCCAUGGGAGCCUUAGGAACAAACUUUGGCCGGUGUGUGGAUGUCUUUGCCCCGGGUGACGAUAUCAUAGGGGCCUCCAGCGACUGCAGCACCUGCUUCACUUCCCAGAGCGGGACGUCCCAAGCCGCUGCACACGUGGCAGGCAUCACAGCCAUGAUUCUGAACACUGACUCUGCGCUGACGCUCUCCGAGCUGAGGCAAAGGCUAAUUCAUUUCUCCGCCAAAAACCUUAUCAAUGAGGCUUGGUUUCCUGAAAACCAGAGGCUGGUCACGCCCAACAGAGUGGCAGGACUGCCCAGCAGACUCGUAGCCGGUGAGCAGCUGUAUUGCCGCUCCGUGUGGUCUGCCCAGUCCGGGUCGACUCGCUCUGCGACGGGCGUUGUGCGCUGCAGUGGGAACGAGGAGAUGCUCAGCUGCUCAAGCUUCUCCACGAACGGCAAGCGGCGAGGAGAGCGUAUCGAGGUUCAUGGAGGCAGGAAGCAGUGUGUGGCUCACAAUGCAUUUGGCGGCCAUGGUGUGUACGCGAUAGCGAGGUGUUGCAUAUGGCCCAAAGCUGACUGCCAGAUUCACACCCGCUCCCCGACUGCGGAUGGUACUUCGACAACUGGAGUGGGCUGCUCCAAGGAGAACCAUGUUUUGACAGGUUGUAGCUCCCAUUCUCUUGCUGGAGAGUUUAGUGACAACGUCAGACCCGUUCUAAGGAUGGAGACCGGACACCACCAAUGCGUAGGUAGAACGGAUGUGACCUUGCAUACUUCCUGCUGCCACGCCCCCCGCAUUGAAUGCCAGGUGAAGGAACACUCACCCGUGGGCUUCCAAGAAAAGGUGGCCGUGUCCUGUGAUGAAGGCUGGACUCUGACAGGAUGCAAUGCGUAUUCCUGGGGUUCCGGCACCCUUGGUGCCUACGCCGUGGAUGACACUUGCGUGGUAACGAGCGCUCUCGCUGGCAAAGGGGCAGGGGCCAUCGCCAUCUGCUGCAGAAGCAGACGUUUGGAAAAUGACAAGCACUCUUCCAAUUACAAGUGAGGACACUGCCCGUGGCCACAAGGCGCCCCUUCUGAGAUGAAACUGACAUCACACCCAAAAAAACGCAUUCCAAAACCAUCACCUUUCCAGAUUCCAGAGCUGAGGCCACUACUCCCAGUUUGGUCAGGGCUGAUUGUGAUGGAAUAAGAAUCACUAAUUGCAGGUGGGAGACGUAACACAUCUAAAAUGCAAGGAUUGUUGGUGUCUGGAAAUGCUCAAUCCCAGCACCCUGA